Molecule: messenger RNA, 2569 nt
Organism: Bactrocera dorsalis (oriental fruit fly)
Lineage: Eukaryota; Metazoa; Arthropoda; Insecta; Diptera; Tephritidae
Exons: 4
Coding region: 482-2569 (695 amino acids)
Source: RefSeq, a predicted model, not a curated record
CUAUGGAAAUACUUUUGGUUAUUGUCUCAGCAGUUAAACCUGGUACUUGUGAACCCAAAAUAUGGUUAAAUAAAUGAGUAUUUCUAGAUUAUAACCUCAUGACUUGAAAGCAUUUUUAUAUAAUCAUAAUGCGGUAUAUAGUAUUAUCUCUGAUUAUGAAUAAAUAAAAACAUUUUUAUGUGCAUUAAAAGAUACACAAGUAUAUAAGUAGUAGUCGAUAUUAAAUUGCACAAAUAUAUUUAGAGUUACUAUUAAAGAGGUUGUACUGUAGAUUGUAAAGACAUGCAAAUCUAACUACUCUAUUCUUAUUCACUUAAUUGCCGUUCAUAGAAUUUUCUAUAUUUCUUCUUAUUUAUAAAAACAGCAUCAUAUUAAUAAAGUUUCAGUUAUAAAACUGAGUUCGACAGAACUAUAUAUAACCUCAAUAAGGAAUUAUAACUAUAAUAAGGAAUUGUAAGAAAUUGAAAUAAAAAAAAUAGUUAUGAAAAUUAAAUUGCCCAAUUUAAAGUGCCCUGCACAUGAUACUAAAAAAUGGCGAAAUUUGUAUAUGCAAAAUAAAGCCAUAUAUAGUCAUAAGAAAUCAGUUACCAAAUUUAAACAAUUCACGAAGUUAUCGGUGUUGUGUAUGCUCAUUUUAACAUUACAUUUGUAUUGCGAUUCAUUUAAUUAUACAACUAAUGUGUAUCGCACAGUACUUUACGGAGUGGAUAAAAAUGUCAAAUACGGUCCAGCGCAAUCACAAUAUUACAUCCACACUUCACAAUGUUGUAUGCCUUAUGUGAAUCCCUUUUCCGAGGAAGCGCUAAAAAUAUUUGUACCAGAAAAUUAUAAAUAUACUGAUUGCACCAACGACGAGGCUUUCAUUACAAGCAGCUAUCAGCUUAAUGCACGACAAUACCUUCUACACAUGAAUUUGAAGGCCAUAGAGCGAGCCGUUAAACCAUUAAAUGCCAGUGCCGCAGAUGUCCGUUGCUGUUAUCGGCAAAUUAUCAGAGCUGGAAGUGGUGAAACGGCUGACAAAGAGCAUAAGCUUUUAAAUUGCACCACAUUUGAACAGGACUUUCUGGUCCCCAUAGAUAUAGAAUAUAUGGUUACUGAGUGUUAUAUUGACACAAAAUCAAUUCAAGCGGACGCCUUCUCAUUUAUACAAACACAAAAGCAUUUGAACAGCUCUAAAGCUAGUUCGAACGUUAGAAGUGCGAGACCGUCGACUAUAAGAAAGCCGAGCAUACUCCUAGUGGGCAUUGAUAGUAUGUCACGCAUAAAUUUAAGACGCACAAUGCCGCUGACUGCUAAGUAUCUGGAUAUAAGCGAGGAAUGGAUUGAAUUUCAUGGUUAUAAUAAAGUCGGUGAUAACACUUUUCCAAAUUUGAUGGCGCUGCUAACGUCUUACAAUGAAUCAAUGGCUCAUGAGAAAUGCAAGCCUACAACGGUAGGCGGACUUAAUCAACCCAUUUGUAACUUUAUUUGGAAUAAUUUUAAACAAGCCGGUUACAUAACGGCAUAUUCGGAGGAUGUGGUGUGUAUAAGUACGUUUAAUUGUUUGAAGAUAGGAUUUGAGCACCCACCAACUGAUUAUUAUCUACGUCCCAUGACUUUGGGUAUUGAAAAAGCACUGAAAGUAGAAUCUAAAGAUGGUCUACCAUACUGUGUUGGCCGCCGACAUUAUGCCGAUUACAUUUUCGAUAGCGCAUUACAAUUAGCGAAUGUGUUUACGGAACAACACACCUUCGGACUGUUUUGGAUGAACUCAUUUAGUCAUAAUGCUUUCGAUACGGCAGCAACAAUGGACUUGAAGGUGUUGGAGUAUCUUAAGAAAUUUAAAAGUGAAGGGGUACUGGAGCGUUCGAUCGUGUUAUUUUUUUCGGAUCAUGGUAUACGUUCCGGUUCAUUGAUGAAAUUGAAAUCUGGCUUCUUAGAAGAACGUUUACCAAUGUUUUUCAUAUCGUUACCACCAUGGUAUCAAAACGAACAUCCAGAUUUCGUCAAAAAUCUAAAAAUUAAUCAGCAGCGUUUAACGACUCCCUACGACAUUUAUGCCACACUCAAACAUAUACUUGAAGAAGCGGAUCCUGACAUACAAGUACCUUAUGUCAACGGCUCUACACCUGGUAAUAGUAUUUUUCGUGAAAUACCCGAGGAACGCACCUGUCAGGAUGCCAAUAUUCCCGAUCAUUGGUGUACCUGCGUACCUUAUGAAACUGUACCCACAAGCGAUGGACUUGCAAAGAAUGUAACGGCACUAGUGUUAGGCGAAAUGAAUCAAUAUCUGGUUAAUAAAAAUAUUAACGACAAAUGUGCCGAAUUAAAAUUAGAAAGGAUCAAUAGUGUUGAAAUGAAAAUGAUCAAAAUACCGAAUGAGUCCACAUAUCGUAUAAAUUUCGAAGCAAAUCCGGAGAGAGCGAGAUUUCAGGCUACGGUCGUUUAUAAUAUAACUACAAAUACAAUCGAUACCAAAGUGGAAGACAUCUCGCGUCUGGAUUGGUAUGCAAAAACUUCCAACUGCAUUGAUUUGAAAGAAGAAAAGAAAUAUUGCAUUUGUAAAAAUAACACGACGACAAAGCCAUAA